AUAUAGCAAAGAUAAAACUUUUUUUUUGUUGAUUUUUCUUCCUCUUUAUAGGCACACGUCUAAUGACGUGACAUGGUUGCGGAUGAAAAAUCCCAUCUCGGUCCGUCUUCCUUUGAUCAAAAUAGCUGUGAUUGGCAAACCCCCGAACGAGUGGAAAGAGAUGAAAGUAAUAAAGAAAAUCCUUGUUAUUUCAAUCACGAGAUUCUGCACGAGCGGACAUAGAAUCCCCUUUGAAAAGAAGACAGAUUCAUAAAUAUUGAGUACACACCUUAGAAGUCCUUUUGUUCAAACAAGUGAUCUUCAACUGUUGCGGCGCAUUCGACAGAUCUCGCCGAAAGAAUUACCUAAGGUGCCCGAAAGACACAUGAUGUUUGAUUUACGUGACGAAGCCAUGUGCAGCAUCCCAUCCAAAAAGUAAACAAUAUCACCAUGGCGACGUGUAACAUGUCGAUCCUAGCACCAGCCAAGCAGCCGUUUCUUUAUAGUCCAAAGAAACGGGCAGGAUCCACGACAUCAGCAGUAUACAUAUGGAAACGUAUUAUACCCCUUUCCUGAGGAACAUACGUCUACAAGAUCUCGCUCACGAUAGAACCUCAAAAUCGAUUUAUUUUUUUCUUUUUUGUUCUGUCUACUCCUUUUUCACGUUUGCCCGACUACUGUUUAUUUCUCUGCCCCUACGAAGAAGGCAACAAUACGGGCCCUGAUGGAGCCAGCCAGCGGGACUCCCAACACGUGUAAUAAGGAAAAAGAAGCGGCGAGAAAAAAAAAAUAGCCAAGUAAUUGGAUGAUACGAGUAGUACUCACACAGCAAAGGGGCAACAGCAGGCGUCAUUUCACUCACUGCAAAAUGAGAGCAAGAGGAAUGAUUCGAUGCGGAAUGAAUCGGGAACGAAGCUUUUUCAUAGUUGAGCUCUCGUGUUCACGCUAGCAACAGCAGCAUAGCAUCGGUUAGGUACAUUAAAUUGGAUACGUUUCCAGGAUGGAAGAUUUCCGUCAAAAUAUAUGGGUGGUGUAAAGAAAAGUUUCUUCCACUAUCGUAUAACCCUCGUGAUUUUUAAUCCUGUUGGAAAAGAUUCUGUGGAAGAUUAUAAUAAAUUGAAUUCUGAAUUAGGAUUAAGACGGUACAAUGCCAGUUCUCAAAGACCGAGUAUAAAGUAUGUAGCUGAUAAAAAAAACAUGAGAAAAUGUGAGCAGUCCAUAAAUUCAAUGAAAACAAUGAACAACUAAUAUUGGUCCUCCAUGAUAACUCAGGCCAUUGAUCUUUCUGACGUUACGUUAAUUAGACAGGAAACCUGCUGCUUCGAAGGCCUUAUCCUAUGCUUUUCGUAAGACGGUCUAGGCGCAUGCCCUUAAAUCUCGUAGCCGCUAUAAAGACUAGUAUGUUUAGCAGAAGCGUAGAAAGUGAGAUCCACACAGCAUCAGUCAAUCAGAUAAGGCGGUACUUGAAACAAAGUCUUGCACGACGAUUUCUCUCCAUUGGCUCGUGCUCUAUUUGUCAACGCAUCAUAACAGGACGCCAAACCUCUUCACCCCUUUACGUCAAAGAGAUGAAUUUCAACGGAAGUCGAGCAAGCGUCAGCCAAGACCUGAUGGAGCGAACAUUGGAAAAAUACGUCUGGCGGAAUGCAGUCGACUGGAUAAAUUCGAGUAUCGAUCGUCGUAACGACUCUUUGAUACCAUCAUUUGAUGAUGGUGACGAUUCGUUUUGGACCAAAGAACAGCUGAUCUUGAUUGAAAAUUUCCCGGCAAAUGCGUUUAUCGUUAUGGGAUUGAUCGUCUCAGUUAUCGGCUUCAUCGGGCUUAUGGCUAAUGGAAUGGUUUUACUCAUCUUUUCGAGAUUCAAACGAUUACGAUCACCACCAGCCAAUACGUUCAUCAUCAAUUUGGCGCUUAGUGACAUGUCAGCAUCAGCCCUUCACUCAAUGGCUGCUUAUUCAAAUUUCAAUGGACGGUGGGCCUUUGGACGAUUAGGAUGUGAACUCUACGGAAUGGGAAUCGGCUUUUUCGGACUUGUUUCAAUUCUGACAUUCAGCGCCAUUGCGUACGAACGGUGUCUUGCCAUUGCUGGUCCAGCCACGAGGUCGUCAGUGGGUUUAGCAGAUGGACACUGGAAAGUGACUAGAUCUCAAGCUCAAAAAGUGUGCGGAUUCAUUUGGCUCCAUUGCGGAAUGCUCGUCUGUUUGCCUUUCUUCGGAUGGUCCGCAUACGUUCCAGAAGGACUGCUCACAAGUUGUUCGUGGGAUUACACGACGCGGACAGCAUCCAACCGGGCAUACUACAUUCUACUCCUCACCACUGGAUUCUUGCUUCCCUUGUUGCUAAUUUGCGCAAGUUAUGGACGCAUUAUGGCAUCUGUCAUGUGGCACGCUCGUCAAAUGGUUUGCAUCAAUUCGAAAAACAGCGCCUUCCGCAAAUUGCGUCGACAGACAGAAAUCCGAACAGCUCAGAUUGUUGUGACGCUCAUCCUUGUUUACCUGACAGCCUGGACGCCCUACGCUGUCGUAACGCUCAUCGGACAAUUUGGUUCAGAAGAUUCACAACUUUUGUCACCCAUGGCAACAGCUAUUCCGGCCUAUUUCGCCAAAAUAGCCGUCGUGCUAGAUCCUUUAGUUUUCGGAUUUUCUCAUCCGCAUUUCCGUAACUCGCUCAGGCAUUACCUGGCCAACUUUGCUGAUUACAACAAAAAAUCAAGUUCAGGUGUAGGACACAAUCGUGGCGGAAUUGAAUUGUCUCUGCAUCAACACGUGAAUAGCAAAAGUUGGCCGGGGGGACGUCAAAACAGAAGUUCCUAUUGCAGCAGCUACCAAUCAAGAGGCAUGACUAUCUAUCCAACAGCAAGCGCUUUUUGUCGAACGUUGCAUGGCGUCGGUGGCGUCGACAGUAAAUCAACAAAUCAGCGUCGAAUGCUUAGAACUUUUCGCGAUUUAUCAGUCGACUCCGGUGUCAAUUUUAGAAAUGGUGCCAUGCCACCUAUCGGCCAAGUUAAUAAUCGAAGUAAGGUGAUGUCUAAUGGCGGUGAUUUAGAAAUGUGCAACAACGCAGUGGCUGUUGUAUCACAAAUUCAAGAAGGUGGACAAAUCAAUAAAGCCAAUAAUCAGGACGAUGCGAUAAGUAAAGAAGUGCGUCGCAUAUCUGCUUCAGCUAAUCGUCAACUUGUUCAACAGUUAACGGUUGUUAAUAAUUUCAAGCGUGUGCAUAAUGCCGAGUUCCAUGGUGACUGUCCAGCCGACUUAUCUGAAGCGGUCGUUGAAGGUCAACCGGACGUUAGCCGCAUGUGAUUUGGACGCGUGACAACGUUGCGUGAUAUUUUCUUUCGUGAUAUUUGGACUCAGAACAAUUGUUAGCGUCCUUUAUUAUUUUGAACGAAAUAUUUAAAUUUACUGUUGCACAGCCCAGUCAGUACGAUGGAUUUUCGUAUGUUCCUAUUGAAUGAAUUUUUUUCAUUCUGGGAUUUGUCCAUUUCUAUUGUACUUUUCUAUGCAUAUAAUAUUUGAGUCAUUUGCGUCUCUGGGAGAAUCCGUUAUAUCCCUAUAGUAUGUGCGUAGAGGGUUUGGUAGAAAUUCUGUGAUUUUGUUUUAUUUAUUUAUUGUUCAUUCCCCCCACCCCAUCACGUUUAGUGUUCAUAUAUUAUAUUUGCCUUUCACGUCUGUAAAUACUGUAGGUAUAUCUCACAAGGCAAUUUUUUUUAUAUCGCCAUUCUUUCCCAAUCUUGAAUACCUCAGAAAAUUCCGUUUGACUAAGGUCGCAGAAAAAAAAAAAAGAAAAUGGCCUAAAGUC
Messenger RNA from Daphnia carinata, 3777 nucleotides. Its product is annotated as rhodopsin-like. The transcript is spliced from 9 exons. Gene Ontology annotation, cellular component: membrane. Gene Ontology annotation, molecular function: G protein-coupled receptor activity. The coding region runs from base 1317 to 3278 and encodes 653 amino acids. The record is from RefSeq and is a predicted model, not a curated record. Lineage: Eukaryota; Metazoa; Arthropoda; Branchiopoda; Diplostraca; Daphniidae. Gene Ontology annotation, biological process: visual perception; G protein-coupled receptor signaling pathway.